AUGUCAGCCGAGGUGUCUGCUACGGCGACGAGUACUGAUGCGACGAGCGCGUCGGCUUCUAAAACGACAUCGACUAGUAAAGCGACGCAUACUGUUCAGGUUGGACCGAAGACAAAUCCCCAUGCAUAUGUGCCGCACAACCUCACUGCAAAUGUUGGAGAUGUGGUCGUCUUCGAGUUUUAUCCAACGAAUCAUUCCGUUGUGAAGGCGGAUUAUUUGGCCCCAUGCGUCCCGGCAAGCGAUGGCCUGUUUUAUUCAGGAAUCUUCAACACCUUCAAUACGAAUAAUGGAGAUCUUGUUGGGCCACCAACUUACUUUUAUUGCACUGCGAUCGGAUCGUGUCUUGAGAAUGGCAUGGUCGGCGUGAUCAAUCCAAAUUCCACGCGUACCUACAAAGCACAAUAUGACCGAGCCCUGACAUACCCAUACAUGCUUGUUCCAGGACAGGAUAUGCCGGCCGAAGGAAACGGCGAAGGAUCCACAACAAGCCCAACCUCAACAUCCACAUCCACAUCCAGCAGCGACAGCAGCAACUCUGGGGGCCACGGCCUCAGCAAAGGUGCGAUUGCGGGAAUCGCCGUUGCCGGUGCCGCCUUCCUUAUCAUUUUAGUCGCUCUAUUCUUCCUCCUCGGUCGUAAUCGAGUCUACAAAAAGUGGAUGUCAUCGGAAGAUGGACGAAACGAACGCACUGCCCGCUGGGCUAUGUUCAGCCACCCGACUAGUGGGGGAGCCGAGUCUUGGAACCGCAAAAGUGAAGUAGGCAGCAAUUUGGGAAAGCCAGCCAUGACUGAUACAACAUCUGUUUCGAGUCCGGAUCCGAAUCGCUUCAAUACUGUCUCGCCCCCUCUUGGGGAUGGUAACUCUAGCUAUGGUACUUCCUCGCCUCGUCAGAUUUCUGGUCAAUGGAAUUGGGAUCCGUCUUUCGGUGCCCGCAUGAAUCGUGGUCCUAGCGAGCUGGAGGGUAACACUACCAUACAUCAACUUCCAGAAUCUAGAGAUGAGCGGUGA
This is a messenger RNA of Penicillium argentinense, 1008 nucleotides long. RefSeq names its product cupredoxin domain-containing protein. The transcript has 3 exons. Bases 1 to 1008 code for a protein of 335 amino acids. The record is from RefSeq and is a predicted model, not a curated record. Lineage: Eukaryota; Fungi; Ascomycota; Eurotiomycetes; Eurotiales; Aspergillaceae.